Pygocentrus nattereri (red-bellied piranha) is the source of this 1321-nucleotide messenger RNA. RefSeq lists its product as uncharacterized. Bases 77 to 1321 code for a protein of 414 amino acids. The transcript has 2 exons. Lineage: Eukaryota; Metazoa; Chordata; Actinopteri; Characiformes; Serrasalmidae. The record is from RefSeq and is a predicted model, not a curated record.
AUUAGCUGUUUGCUGCUGCUGUUUGGUUUGUGUUAGUUUCUAAUUUCAACUGAAACAAGGUGAGUGCUUUUUUGUCAUGGCUACUGCUGGGUUUUUCUCUUGUUCAGAGUGUGGCAUGUUUAGUUUAGACCCCUUCUCCACCGAUAGUCAUAAUAAUAGUGGUGUUUGUUCAAAGUGCAAGCUAGUUAACUGCCUGGUAGAGAAGGUGGACAAGUUAGAGCUGCGUAUCCGGGGUUUAAUAAGGGAUAGACAGCAAGGGUCACUGUUAGCAGCCCCGGGUACACCAGGGAGAGCUAGUACCCCCUCGACUCCGGCCUUAGAGCCCCCACAGCAGGGCGAAUGGGUAACGUCUCGGCGGCAUAGUCGAAAGGCUAAGGCUAAUGCUACUGCAAAGGCCACAGCCAGCCCACCUGUACACCAUGCUCCCCCAGUUCACGUGUCAAACAGGUUUGCCCCGCUCAGUGAAGCACCCGCUGAGGAGCCUGUUAAAGGUACUCUGGUGAUAGGAGAUUCUAUCGUCCGGCACGUGAAAUUAGCUACUCCUUUAGGGGCACCAGCGGCUAGAGUUAUCUGCUUACCGGGAGCCAGAGCACCGGACAUUAGUGGCAACCUUAGGCUGUUAGCAAAUAGGAGAUAUUCGAGGGUAGUUAUUCAUGUAGGGGCCAAUGAUAUUCGUCUGCGGCAGUCUGAAGUAACUAAGGCUAAUAUUAAAGAGGUGGUCAAACAGGCCCAGACGCUGUCCGAGGAGGUAAUCUGUUCUGGCCCCAUCCCAAUGAGGCGUGGCGAUGAAGCUUACAGCAGGCUUUCUUCGCUGAACCGCUGGAUGUCCAAGUGGUGUACGGACAAUCAUGUGGGCUUUAUAGACAACUGGCUAAUGUUUGAGGGCAAGCCUGGUCUUUUAGGUAGGGAUGGUGUCCACCCCACGCGGGAUGGUGCUGCCUUACUUUCGUGCAGCAUAAGCUCAACACCAGCAGAGCUCAACACCAGCAGAGCUCAACACCAGGCGAAGAUCAACACCAGCAGAGCUCAACACCAGCAGAGCUCAACACCAACAGAGCUCAACACCAGCAGAGCUCAACACCAACAGAGCUCAACACCAACGGAGCCCAACACCAACGGAGCCCAACACCAGCGGAGCUCAACACCAGCAGAGCUCAACACCAGCAGAGCCCAACACCAGGCGGAGCUCAAUACCAGUGGAGCCCAACACCAGGCGGAGCUCAAUACCAGUGGAGCCCAACACCAGGCGGAGCCCAACACCGGCGGAGCCCAACACCAGCGGAGCCCAACACCAGGCGGAGAUCAACACCAGCGGAGCUGA